CAGCGGAUUCUCUGGGGCUGGUUCAUCGCCUCCGAAUACUCCUGUGACAGGAGGCGCUUGCAAAUCCCGCCCCCAGUCCCUGGCAGCAAUAAAUAGGAGUCUCCCAGCCCAGGAGAAGCAAGAAGUUUCUAGGCCUGCUGGUUGCCGGGUUUAUUAAGCUCCCGGCUCCAUUCUGGACCUCAGCAGCUCUGGCUGAGAGCCUGGACGGCCUGGGCGGACGGUGGCUGGCUGAUCUCCGGUGAGGCUGUGCUGGAGAAUUCUGUACCACCAGCCAGAGGUCGCCUUUGGUGGCUGGAGUGUCCUUAGGGGCUGGGACCCCAGCCUGGUGCGUGCCUCCUUGUCCUUGGCAGUGGAUGGUUCAGCAUUUUCUGAAGCUGCAGAAUAAGCUUGGAAGGCCAGCCGACCCACAUCAUCUUGCUGUGUGACCUUGGGCAGGUGGCUUCCUCUCUCUGAGCCUCUGUUUCUCCUCCAGCUCAGCAGCCACCAUGGCUGAUGGUCAGAUGCCCUUCCCCUGCCCUUAUGGAAGUCGCCUGCGCCGGGACCCAUUCCGAGACUCAUCCCUGUCCUCCCGCCUGCUGGACGAUGGCUUUGGCAUGGACCCCUUCCCUGACGACUUGACUGCCCCUUGGCCUGACUGGGCCCUGCCUCGCAUCUCCUCUGCCUGGCCGGGCACCCUGAGAUCAGGGAUGGUGCACCGGGGGCCCACUUCCGGGGGCAGGUUUAGGGUACCUGCCGAGGGCAGGAGCCCCCCUCCCUUCCCUGGGGAGCCCUGGAAAGUGUGUGUCAACGUGCACAGCUUUAAGCCGGAGGAGCUGAUGGUAAAAACGAAGGAUGGAUACGUGGAGGUAUCUGGUAAACACGAAGAGAAGCAGCAAGAAGGCGGCAUCGUUUCCAAGAACUUCACAAAGAAAAUCCAGCUUCCUGCAGAGGUGGAUCCUGCGACCGUAUUUGCCUCACUUUCCCCAGAAGGCCUGCUGAUCAUCGAAGCUCCCCAGGUCCCCCCUUACUCACCAUUUGGAGAGAGCAGUUUCAACAAUGAGCUUCCCCAAGACAGCCAGGAAGUCACUUGUACCUGAGACCUCAGUCUUGGUCCUUUCUUGUUCCCUCCUCAACCCCAGGGCAUCUCUGAUUCCAGACUACAUUACUUUAGCUGAAUUCAUAGAUUUAGUGUGACUAAAAUUUGGGGGGGGGGGGGGUCAGGGUGUAUUGACCAGAUUCCCUGGAUAGUGUACUACUAGUUUUUUUUUCCUGCAAGUUGGAGCAAUUGGCAGGUCAGGCUCGGUUGCACUAGGCCAAAAUGCUGAGAGUUUACCUUUUCUAUUGUGAUGAAAAUGCUGCACAUUCUAUAGUUGCCAAACAGAUAAAAGGGGACAUAACAUUUCACAUUGUAUCUUACCUUGCAGCUAAUGCAAGAGUUGCUUUUCUCUGGGGACCUCCCCAUCACCCAGAUUCCCAUGCUGGGCUCCCAAUGUCCAUGCCUGCUCCGUGGUUUUGUUGAUGGAGCCCAGUAGCUCACUCCAUUGUGUUUUUGCAGCCCUGGUUUACAGAGGGCUAUAGACAGGUCUUACAUCCCCACGUGGGAUUGAUCCAAAAGCCACAUGAAAACAAACAGUGCCUUCUGCCCUACACCCAGGCAUUUAUAGCACGUUCCCAAGCUGGCACUCCCCAAGGACUCUGGAAGCCCCUUAGUUUAUUCUCUGACUAUAGUCCCCCCUUUCUCAUGUCUCCUAUGUCCAAGUCGGGAUUUUUACAGAGGGGGCUGUCACCAGACAGCUCCACCAGGAACCAAGCAAAGGCCAGACAGCCUGGCAGGCAGACUAGUGGUAUUAUUUAUAUGGGUGGGACGUGUGUGUCAUUGUUAUUUGAAUUGUGCUGUUGUUUAAGAAAAAAUAAUAGUUAAUAAUAAUAAUAAUAACAACAACAACAAUAAUAAAGGAGCUGAUGUUCUUA
This is a messenger RNA of Camelus dromedarius (Arabian camel), 1950 nucleotides long. RefSeq names its product heat shock protein family B (small) member 8 (gene HSPB8). Bases 486 to 1076 code for a protein of 196 amino acids. The record is from RefSeq and is a predicted model, not a curated record. The transcript has 3 exons. Gene Ontology annotation, biological process: cellular response to unfolded protein. Lineage: Eukaryota; Metazoa; Chordata; Mammalia; Artiodactyla; Camelidae. Gene Ontology annotation, cellular component: nucleus; protein folding chaperone complex; cytoplasm. Gene Ontology annotation, molecular function: protein homodimerization activity.